UCACCCUUCAGCUGCGCCCAGCAAGUGCAAAACAUAGUUACUGAUGGAUGGCUAUUGGGCAGCAGAGCCUGUAUGCGGUGCGCAAUGUUUGUUUUUUCAACUCGCAUGCAGUAUGUUGUGAUAUGAUUGGAUUAUGCAACGAGUAUCGGAACAGACAACACAUCAUGAGGCUCAAUAGGGCGAUUGGGGCUGGAUGUCCAGAUACCAGCCUCAUUCCUAUUGAUAUACAAUAGAUCUACCCGGGUCAUUUUUGUCAGCCGAGAUUUCCCCACUUGACUGACAGAUUCGUACCAGCUAGUGAAGACAUGUCUGAAGGCGAGAGCAACCACAUUGAUCUAUUCUCCUGCCGAGAGCUCCAUUCUGCAUGCGAUCACGACGAGUGCCCACAACAAAAUCACAGCAGAGAUGCUGGUGAUACUGUAAAUAUGGCGAAGGACCUGCAAAUAGAAGGAACUAUUGCCGGGCUGGAGAAAAGCGCAGAAGCUGGGUGCAAGACAUGUACCAUAUUGUUCAGCGGACUGAAUCUGCCAGAAAUUCGACACAUCCGGAAUAAUGGCAUUCGUCAGGCUAUGGAAUGCGGAAAGACUCAGCCGGGAGACUUUGAAGAAGGAAGAACGAGGAUAGAAGUGAUGUGGGGUGUUGGAACUGAGGUUGAGCGAGUUGUGGUUCGAACUGGGCUGCCUGAAAAGAGCACCUAUGUCGACCGAAGGUAUUUCAACUUUGGCUAUCAACCUUCUGCGCAGCCAGCCGGCUGUAGGGUGUUUCCUAUCUUGGAGAGCUUCCCAGUCAGUGAUACGAGGUCGAAGGAGAGCUAUGCGCAUUUGAAGCGGUGGAUUGAUCUUUGUGAUGGAACGCAUAAAUGUACGCCAAAGACACUACCUCUCCUGCCAAAGCGAGUUUUGAAAAUAUCCGGAGACAGUGUUAGGUUGUACCUAAGACCACAUGAAGGAAAAGCUCGUUAUACUACCUUGAGUCAUACCUGGGGUUCAAACACGAACUUUACCUUGACAAUUGAUAAAGAGGGGAGGGAAGGUACUCUCAAUUCCUUUCUCAAGGAUAUACCAUGGAUGACUAUCCCCAAAACGUUCCAAGACGCUAUCAUCAUCAGUCGUGAGCUUGAUAUCGAAUACCUUUGGAUCGAUAGUUUGUGCAUCAUUCAGAACGACAAGCAGGACUGGGAGGAGCAAUCGCGCGAGAUGAGACCCAUCUAUGGCAAUUCAUGGCUGAACAUCGCCGCAACUGACUCAAAGGACUCUCGUGGAGGAUGCUUUAGGAUCUGCAACGCAGAUCAGACGCAUCCAUUACAGCGCGUGCCAGAAGAUCUCAACAUUGUGAUCAUGGAUCAACCAGUCAACACGCACAAGGAUUUUGGAACAAAUUACCGCACCGAUUCAUCUUCGCCGCCUCUGCUCCAGCGUGGCUGGGUGUUUCAGGAGCGUGUGCUUCCUUCGCGUAUGAUCUAUUACACCAAGGACGAGCUGCGUUGGGAAUGCAAUGAGAUGGCCGAUUGCCAAUGUGGCGGCAUGGUCGUUCUCGCGCGGUUCAAGCCUUACUACUACCAGUCACUGGCGGGCCUACAGGACCCCCUGCCUUUCGUGUGGAUGAAAAUGAUAGAGAGAUAUUCCUGGCUGAGGCUUACUUACCCAGAGAAAGAUCGAAUGAUAGCUCUCGCUGGCGUCGCCAAGGAAGUGCUCGAUCACGGUGGAGCUGGGGACUAUCUGGCUGGGCACUGGAGACAGGAUCUAUCUUUGCAACUAUGCUGGACUGUGAUUGACAAUCGUCGACGUCCCACGCAAUAUUUUGCCCCUUCUUGGUCAUGGCUCUCUGUUCUAGGGUCCAUUGAGCACUCGAAAAUCGAGUUCAGACGGCAGAAACGCCCUCAGAUAGAUGUCCAGAUUACCGAUGCAAGCUGCCAGCCAUCUGGUGGCGAGGGGCUUGAGAGAGUCACAUCGGGGAUGAUCAUAGUCACCGGUAAGAUCCUGCAUCUGAAUGCGGAAGCCAUACAUACAUCACAAGAUGAUCGUCCUCGAUAUAGACUAUGGCACCAAAACAGCAGCUUCGAGUAUUCCGACUUCAGGCCCGACUCCAUCUUAGACUCGAGUGAGGCAAUUCAAAUCACAAGUCUCUCAGUACUGUUCUGGGGAAAAAUCUGGGUCGGAACAGGCGGUGUCGGUUACCAAAAUACAUUCAUGGUGUUGCGUGCAGCAGGAGAUGAUGGAUCAGGCUCAUUCCAGAGACUAGGGAUAUUCUCGCUACCGGACAGACAAGAGGGCCCAGGGGCAACCCUGGCAGAGGAAUUUGUAAGCCUGUGCGUGCUCAUGGCUGAUAUACGCAUCAUAUGAUGCUCGUACAUUACAUUGGUUGGACUUUAUUCAUUUCGUUUGUCAAGAGCACAAUACAAAGCUUACGCGAUGGACUUUCUUAUCGUUCGAUACUCUCAUUAUGAUGCCCGUAUUUUCUUCACUUCCACCAAGCGAAGCGAUGCUCGCUGCUCUCACAUCGUGGCAGGUUCUAUUAUCAUCCCAUGCCAUCAUUCAGAUGCAAAACCUAUGCCAACGAUUCCUACCUAUUCUCACUACGUAACCACAUAAAUACACGAUUCAAAAACGAAAAAGAAUCACU
This is a messenger RNA of Cadophora gregata, 2622 nucleotides long. RefSeq lists its product as uncharacterized. The coding region runs from base 306 to 2342 and encodes 678 amino acids. The transcript has a single exon. NCBI's taxonomy places the organism in Eukaryota, Fungi, Ascomycota, Leotiomycetes, Helotiales, Ploettnerulaceae. The record is from RefSeq and is a predicted model, not a curated record.